Linum trigynum is the source of this 2444-nucleotide messenger RNA. The record is from the annotation of a GenBank genome assembly. Lineage: Eukaryota; Viridiplantae; Streptophyta; Magnoliopsida; Malpighiales; Linaceae.
UACACUCUGGCGAAUCCAACAGAUGUCUGCCACGUGGAGGUACAGGGAUGCAAAUUUCCCCAUUCUGUUACAAAUUUACAAUUUUCAAGGGUUUUGGAGGAUUUUCUUUUUAUUUUUUUUUUCUUUAAUUCUAGGGCUUUAGGGUUUGGGAGAACAGUUACGCCAUUUCUCCUUGCUUUUCCCUUUUACUCACUGCCUCUCCUCUUUUGCAAUUCCUCCCUGAAGCAAGGCCUCGGUUUAAAAAAAGGACUAAACCCUUCACUUUCUUUUUAAUCUUUUACCCAGUACGUUGCUCCUCCUCAGAAUUUGGUGUUUUCUUCGCCAAUAUUUUUGGCGGCUAGGGUUUUUGACUCUUCGCACAUUCAGACCUUAACCAUAUACUGUGUAUAUAUAGGGGAAGAGACUCAUAUAUAUACACCCAUUGAUAGGUUCAUCCUAAAAUUUUGAUCCAGCCCCUGUUUCGAGAUUCAAUUCAAUUCAAUUCAAGUCGUGAUUUUCCCCAUUGGGUUUGCUUUGAUUCUUUGUUCUUGGCCGAAAUUCCUAUCUGGGUAACCGCUCCAGGUUCUAAAGCCUUCAUCUUUUGAUCAGUGUCUCAAGUAAGUCCUUGUUAUAUGCUUCUUUAUGAAUUCAGAUCACCGUGUUGAUUUUUCUUCCAACUGGGGAAGAUUUUUUUCGGGAUGAAAGAUUCUAGCUUCUUGAGUGAUCAUUGGUUAAAUUGUCAGGUUAAUGGUGUUAAUCUGUGUGCUUUGUGUUGAAUUAGUCUUGAUGAAGAUUACUGAUUAGUGAUUACUUGUGUUUUUUUAUUCAUUGAUAGGAGUUGCUUGAGAAAUUGACACCAGCAGAAUGAGUUACUCGGAUUCUCAGCCUCAUUUCUCACAGCAAUCGUUUCAAUCAGGUAGUGAUGCAAUUGGCAUCUGGCCUCAAUUCUCAAUGAGCGGCAAUGAACAAUUUGACCCGCCUUCGCCCUUUGAGCAACUGCAACAACACCAACCUCCAUACAAGAGGGCCAAGAAUUCUUCUGACGAUGACAACAGCCAGCCUGCGAGUUCAAGGAUGCCGAUGCCACCACCGAGCAACCUCCCUAUCAACCGAGGGACGACUAACAUCUUCUUCAAGACUAGAAUGUGCGCUAAGUUUAAGACUGGGACCUGUAGGAAUGGAGAGAAUUGCAAUUUUGCUCAUGGGAUGCAGGAUUUGAGGCAGCCCCCUCCCAAUUGGCAAGAGCUAGUUGGGGUUAGUGGUGGUGGUGGUGGACGGGUUGAAGAGGAUAAUAGUAGGCAGCCGCCGGUGGUGAAUUGGGAGGAUGAUCAGAGGAUAAUUCUUAAGAUGAAAUUGUGUAAGAAGUUUUGUAAUGGGGAGGAGUGCCCGUAUGGGGAUAGGUGCAAUUUCCUGCACGAGGAGCCUGCGAAGUUUAGGAGUGAUGCAGGCGGGAGGUUUAGGGAGAGUGCUGCAAUAAGCAUUGGGACUACUGGGAUGCCUACUAUGAAUGGAAGUGGUGGUGGUGGAUAUUCUCUGCCUGAAGCUGUUAGGCCUGCUCAGAAUGCUGCUGCUGGUUCAGAUGCGCUUAGGGCCAUGAUGAUGAAGCCUGUGUACUGGAAGACCAAAUUGUGCUCUAAAUUUGAGAUCACAGGUCAUUGCCCCUUUGGUGAGAAAUGCCACUUUGCUCAUGGACUAGCAGAAUUACAAGCUCAUGGCGGACGGCUAGAUGGGGAACCAGUGAAUCAGGGCUCCAUUUUAACAAAGCAGUCGUCUGUUCUUGGCAACGGCAAUCCAUCCCCAAGCAUGGCUAACUCUGUUGAAGACUCACAGGGUAGGAAGAAGUGCCUGCUCAAGUGGAAAGACCCAAAGAAGCUCAACAACAUUUAUGGUGACUGGCUCGAGGAUCAGCCAUUAAUACUGAACUUGACAAACGUGGAGGGCUGAGAGAGCUUCUGAUUUGCUUCGUCGUUAGAUUCUUUUGAUGAUUUGAUUUGCUUGCAUUGCCUGCAAUUUUUUUUUUUUUUUGAAGAUUUUGGUUCAGUAGCAUACUUAGAGGUUCAUUCUACCAAUGGCCAUAGGGAAGAGUUGUUUUAGUUUUUUUCCGGCUAGAUUAGAACUUCUCUUUGCCUUUCUGUUCAAAUCGAAGAGGAGGAAAGAAGAAGUUGAAGAAGAGGGAUUGCAUUGAUUCCUUUGUUUGUUCUCUAGCUAUAUUCGUUUGAUGUUAUGCUGAUGCAGGAAUUUGCAGUCGGCCCCUUUGCAAGGAAAGGGUUGAAAUAGGCGUUUCCAUAUUUUUCUUGUUUGGUCUCCCUCAUUGUUUUUCACUUUUCAGUUUUCACAUAUAGACUUUGCAAAAACUGGCAAUUUUUGUAAUUUGUAACCAUUCCCUAUUUUACUGAAAUUGGUCUUGUGAUUUCUUUGCAAGACAUUUCAGAAUGCAAACGCAGUGAUAAAACUUAUGUGGUGCC